GUACUGAGCUUGUGUAAAUGACAUUUAUCUAGAUUCUCUUUGCUCUGGAACUUCUUAUCAGUUAUUAUAGUCUGCUGUUUCACCGCUUUCCACACAUUCGCAAUCCCAAAAUGAACCAACGCUGGCUUGACAUUAUUUUAUUUUUUACGCCUCUAUUUUGUUUUACUACCUGGGCCAACGAAAUCAGGAGCUGCGCGGAGACUGCACAGGAGCUGAAAGAAAUGGGCAUCGGAAGGGGUCUUGAAGUUCAAACUCUUAUUUCUGGGGAACACCUACGUAUCUGCCACCAGGAGUAUACUUGUUGCUCCAGACAGACAGAGCAGCGCCUGAGUCAACAGAGCAUGCAAGAUCUUGUCCAUAUAGUAAAUGAGAGUGUCAGCUACCCUCUAGGGGUAUUGACAGGGGGCAGGAAAAAGUUCCACGAAUUCUUCCUUGCUCUCCUGACCUCUUCAGAGCAGUCUCUUGCCUCAAUGUUUUCACUAUCAUAUGGAUACCUGUAUACUCAGAACGCCGCUCUAUUCACUGCUCUGUUCUCAGAGAUACGCUCGUACUACAUGGGGGGAGAAGCCUCCAGAUUAGCUGACUCCUUCUCUGAGUUCUGGGCAGGCCUAAUGGAGCGCACACUUCGUCUUCUUCUUCCACACUAUCAGCUAAAUGCUGACUACAUGGAAUGUGCUGUUAGGAGUGCAGAAGAACUUCAAGCUUUUGGAGAUAUCCCCCAACGUCUCCAGCUGCAGAUCACACGAGCAUUGGGGGCUGCAAGAACUCUGGUCUUAGGUCUUGCUACAGGAAGUAAUAUUGUUAAUAGAGCUGCCAAAGCUCUACCUACCCCUGACUGUCUUCAUGCCACUAUGAGGAUGUGGUACUGCCCUCUUUGUCGAGGUUAUUCAUCCCUGCGCCCCUGCCAUGGGCUUUGUCUUAAUGUGAUGAAAGGCUGCCUUGCAUUUCAGGCUGACAUGGAUUCUGACUGGAACAGCUUAAUAGAGGGACUGCAGGAAGUGGCUGAGCGGCUAGCAGGAUCAUUUAAUGUGGAGCUUGCUACUGAAUCAAUUGGAGUUAAGAUAUCAGAGGCAAUAAUGACUUUACAGGAAGAGAAUGUACGGCUCACAACCCAGAUAUUUAAUUCUUGUGGCAUCCCUCCUCCAACACGAUAUACACGAUCUCCACAGGAGCAGCCUAAGCGAAAGUUUCAUGUCUACAGCAAUGAAGAGAAGCCCACUUCAGCAGCUGGUACCAACAUAGACAGACUAGUGUCAGAGAUCAUAGCCAAGCUUCGCCCCCUGCAAGGUCUUUGGAAGCUCCUUCCUCUUUCUCUCUGCUCAGACCAAAAAGUAUCAGCUGGACUGAGCAAUCAGGACAAAUGCUGGAAUGGACAAAGUCGUGGGAGAUACCUUCCUCCGGUGACAGGAGAUGGGCUGAUCAGUCAGAUUAAUAAUCCAGAGCUGGAAGUGGAUAUGUCACCUUCUGACCCUAAGACUCGUCACCUUGGCCUGCAGCUUCGUGUGGCUAGAAGUAAACUGCGGGCAGCCUACAGUGGGAAGGACAGUGAUACACAGGAAUCUUAUGAUGAUAGCAGUAGUUCUGGUGGAGGAGAGACUGUUACUGAUAAACCUUUGAUAAGUACACAAACUGCAGAGACAGUUCAAAAAGAACAUCCAUUAAAGCCAAAGAAAAAGAACAAAAAAGAAAAGGAUAGCAAAAAAGAAAGAACAUGGUAUAAUAGGGCGAAUGCCUAUGAUCCAUUACUGAACCCUCUGUGCCAAUUCUCUUCACCCUCAUCAGUUGACUUCAGGGUAGAGAGUUUUUUAAUGGAUCUUGGUGGAAGCUUUGAUAAUUGA
Messenger RNA from Bombina bombina (fire-bellied toad), 1838 nucleotides. It is a transcript of the gene GPC2, whose product is annotated as glypican 2. Lineage: Eukaryota; Metazoa; Chordata; Amphibia; Anura; Bombinatoridae. The transcript is spliced from 11 exons. Gene Ontology annotation, biological process: regulation of signal transduction; cell migration; regulation of protein localization to membrane. Bases 111 to 1838 code for a protein of 575 amino acids. Gene Ontology annotation, cellular component: synapse; extracellular region; plasma membrane. The record is from RefSeq and is a predicted model, not a curated record.